UCCUGCGCGCGAUCCAGCAGCAACCUCCACAUCAUCGCGACGAUCCCCCGAGGCGCGAACCACGCCAGGACGCAGAUCGCACACCAUCCCCAGGGCGUGAGGAUCGACGCGAGCAACGGCGCGCGCACGAACAGGACGAGGACCGGCGACGCGAGGGUCACAAACACGAGGAGGAUUUCGAUCAGCGGUCGCAGGCGUCCACCUACCGUGAACGACCGAAGCCUGAUAAGCCGAGAUUCGUGAUGUCCAUCUUCACAAGUAGUGAUCCCGAGGCGUGGCUCAACCGAAUUGCACAAUAUUUCGAACUAAGUGAAACCGAAGGCCACGAUCGAGUGAGGUACGCAACAUUCUAUUUGGACGGAGAGGCCAACGUAUGGUGGCAGUGGCUAUCAAGGAUCUACC
Striga hermonthica is the source of this 402-nucleotide messenger RNA. The record is from the annotation of a GenBank genome assembly. Lineage: Eukaryota; Viridiplantae; Streptophyta; Magnoliopsida; Lamiales; Orobanchaceae.